AUGCCCGCCCUGUCCACGGGAUCUGGAAACGACACAGGUCUGUAUGAGCUCUUAUCGGUGUUGCCGUCUCAGCUGCAGACGUAUGUGGAGAGUGCCGACGACCGCUCUUUUCUCCAUGCCAUGUUCACCGAGAGGAGCCUCCAUUCACUGGUCAAGAUUCAUGAAAAGUUGCAGCAUUAUGAGAACCAGUCUCCUGUCCCGGUUCUGGAUAGCGCCGGUUCACUGGCCCAAGAUCUGACUGAGGAGCUUCAGGGUAAGACCUUAAGUGGAGAGAUCAGGGAACUAGUGAAGCUUCUGUCCAAACCACAUAUAAAGAGUUUGCUGUCGGUCCAUGACACUGUGGCACAGAAGAGCUAUGACCCAGAGCUGCCUCCGCUGCCAGACGACAUCGAUGAAGGCGAAGACUCCGUUAAGAUCAUCAGGCUGGUUAAGAAUAAAGAACCUCUGGGAGCCACCAUAAAGAGGAAUGAGCAGACUGGGGCUAUCACAGUGGCUCGAAUCAUGAGAGGAGGAGCAGCAGACAGAAGUGGUUUGAUUCAUGUAGGCGAUGAGUUGAAGGAAGUCAACGGCAUCCCAGUGGAAGAUAAAAAGCCUGAAGAGAUCAUCCACAUUCUGUCUCAGUCUCAAGGUGCCAUCACCUUUAAAAUUGUCCCAGGCAUUAAAGAGGAAGCUCCCGGAAAAGAGCCUCAGAUGUUUGUUAGGGCUCUGUUUGACUAUGACCCAGAGGGUGAUAAGACUAUCCCGUGUAAGGAGGCAGGCUUGGCCUUCAGGAGAGGGUAUAUCCUACAGGUUAUGAGCCAGGACGAUGCCACCUGGUGGCAGGCCAAACUGGAGGGCGAUGCCAAUCCCCGCGCGGGCCUGAUCCCCUCCAAAAGCUUGCAGGAGAGGAGGUUUGCACUUCGACAACCCACAGCUCAAACCCAAGUUCAGAAGAUCCCUCGCAGAAAAUCAUCUGGUUUUCGGAGGAGUUUCCGUCUCAGCAGAAGAAACAAAAAGACAAAUAAGUCCAUGUAUGAGUGUAAGAAGAGUGAACAGUACGACACGGCCGACGUACCCACCUACGAAGAGGUGGCCGCAUACCGUAGGCCACAGGACGCUAAACACAGACUCGUCGUUUUGGUCGGUCCCACUGGUGUAGGACUGAAUGAGCUGAAGAGGAAAUUGCUGAUAUCAGAUCCACAGCACUUCGGUGUCACUGUCCCACACACUACACGACCAAAAAGGAAUCAAGAGACUGAUGGUGUGGAGUACCACUUUAUUUCUAAACACUUAUUUGAGGCCGACAUCCACAACAACAAGUUUAUAGAACAUGGAGAGUAUAAGGGGAAUUAUUAUGGGACGAACCUGGACUCUGUACGGUCUGUACUGGCCAAGAAAAAGGUGUGCCUUUUGGACGUGCAGCCUCAUACUCUGAAGCAUCUUCGCACGGCUGAAUUUAAGCCCUACAUAGUGUUUGUGAAGCCGCCCUCCAUCGAGCGUUUGAGGGAAACCAGGAAGAACGCUAAGAUUAUCUCAGGAAAAGAUGACAAGGGCUCAUCCAAACCUUUCACGGAGGAAGACUUCCAGGAGAUGAUCAGUACCUCUCAACAGAUGGAAAGCCAGUACGGUCACCUCUUUGAAAAGGUCAUCGUUAACGACGACCUGAACACGGCCUUCAACGAGUUAAGGGCGGCACUGAGGAGAGUGGAAACAGAGACUCACUGGGUGCCAGUCAGUUGGACUCACACAUAAAGGAGGAGAGGAAAACAAGACAAAUUACAGAUCUGUUGAUGGUGAAACAUUAAAGGAAGGACUUGAACACACCUAGGACUUUUAUCAUAGCUAUGGACCGAUCGUUGGGUUCUUAGAG
Chanos chanos (milkfish) is the source of this 1849-nucleotide messenger RNA. It is a transcript of the gene mpp7a, whose product is annotated as MAGUK p55 scaffold protein 7a. The coding region runs from base 1 to 1731 and encodes 576 amino acids. The transcript is spliced from 16 exons. The record is from RefSeq and is a predicted model, not a curated record. Lineage: Eukaryota; Metazoa; Chordata; Actinopteri; Gonorynchiformes; Chanidae. Gene Ontology annotation, molecular function: protein binding.